Messenger RNA from Suillus subalutaceus, 561 nucleotides. RefSeq lists its product as uncharacterized. Bases 24 to 332 code for a protein of 102 amino acids. The record is from RefSeq and is a predicted model, not a curated record. Lineage: Eukaryota; Fungi; Basidiomycota; Agaricomycetes; Boletales; Suillaceae. The transcript has 2 exons.
ACCUCUGCUCUCAGACGUCCCCAAUGGGUGGUGCACACCCUCAUUCCUCUGUAAAUGCACUCUUCGCUCGCCUUUCCUCACUCCUCCACCGCUUUCGACCCAACAAUAGUGAGGCUACCGAACUUCCGCAACCCUCAAGGGUUUUGGCGUUCCAUCCGCACGCACUCCUCGCUCGCCUGUCGUCAUUCAUUCACCGCCCUCCACCUGAAAAUGAUGCACCUCACGAACUUCAGCAACCCUCCAUGCAUUCGCGGUUAGAUCCGCAUGUGCUCCUAGUUCACCUUUCCUCACUUUUGUCCCGAUCUCGCCUCGACGCUGACGACGAAGCCUAACCCCAUCCCACAACAACUUUGAGUUCACGUCCAGACGCACUCAUCAGCUGGCUGUCCUCACACUUCUGCUCUCAACCCCACACCAACGAAGAAAACGAAUUCACGCAACGCCCAAACCGCCCUUGUGUUGUUGAAGUGGCUGCAGUGCGGGACAGGAAGACUUUGGUUGUUGCUCGAGGGCCAAAUUUUGAGAAACCAAAACGAGCCUAUGAGCAACAAACCCAAUCGC